Molecule: messenger RNA, 1886 nt
Organism: Pseudopodoces humilis (Tibetan ground-tit)
Lineage: Eukaryota; Metazoa; Chordata; Aves; Passeriformes; Paridae
Source: RefSeq, a predicted model, not a curated record
AGGAGCGCUCGCAGGAUCUGGUGGUGCGGCCCGGGCCCGCCGAGCCCCGCGACACCUCAGCGCUGCUCCGGGUGAUUCUGAUCGCGGGGUUGUUGGUGCUGUCGGGGAUGUUCAGCGGGCUCAAUUUGGGGUUGAUGGCGUUGGAUCCCAUGGAGCUGCGCAUCGUGCAGAACUGCGGGACGGACAAGGAGAAGCGCUACGCCCGCAGGAUCGAGCCCAUCCGGAGGAAAGGGAAUUACCUGCUGUGCUCGCUGCUGCUGGGCAAUGUGCUGGUCAACACCACCCUCACCAUCCUGCUGGACGAUCUCAUCGGCUCCGGCAUCGGCGCCGUGGUGGCUUCCACCAUCGGCAUCGUCAUCUUCGGGGAGAUCGUGCCGCAGGCGCUCUGCUCCCGGCACGGGCUGGCCGUGGGCGCCAACACCAUCGUGGUCACCAAGUUCUUCAUGCUGGUGACGUUCCCGCUGUCCUUCCCCAUCAGCAAGCUGCUGGAUUGUGUCCUGGGCCAGGAGAUCGGCACCGUCUACAACCGGGAGAAGCUGGUGGAGAUGCUGAAGGUGACGGAGCCCUACAACGAUCUGGUGAGGGAGGAGCUGAACAUGAUCCAGGGAGCGCUGGAGCUGCGCACCAAGACGGUGGAGGACGUGAUGACCCCGCUGCAGAACUGCUUCAUGAUCAACAGCGACGCCAUCCUGGACUUCAACACCAUGUCCGAGAUCAUGGAGAGCGGCUACACCCGCAUCCCGGUCUACGAGGACGAGAGGUCCAACAUCAUGGACAUCCUCUACGUCAAGGACCUGGCUUUUGUGGAUCCUGAUGAUUGCACGCCCCUCAAGACCAUCACCAAGUUCUACAACCACCCCGUGCACGUGGUCUUCCACGACACCAAGCUGGACGCCAUGCUGGAGGAGUUCAAAAAGGGGAAGUCCCACCUGGCCAUCGUGCAGAAGGUGAACAACGAGGGCGAGGGCGACCCCUUCUACGAGGUGCUGGGGCUGGUGACCCUGGAGGACGUCAUCGAGGAGAUCAUCAAGUCCGAGAUCCUGGACGAAUCCGACACCUACAUCGACAACCGCAGCAGGAAGAGGGUGUGCAACCAGAAGAACCGGCGCGACUUCUCGGCCUUCAAGGACCCCGACAACGAGCUGAAGGUCAAGGUGUCACCUCAGCUCCUGCUGGCCGCCCACCGCUUCCUGUCCACCGAGGUGACGCUCUUCACCCCCAACUUCAUCUCGGAGAAGAUCCUGCUGCGGCUCCUGAAAUACUCCGACGUCAUCCAGGAGCUGAAGUUCGACGAGGAGAACAAGAAAUCGCCGCGGCACUUCCUGUACUGCAAGAACAAACCGGCCGACUACUUCAUCCUCAUCCUGCAGGGCAAGGUGGAGGUGGAGGCUGGCAAGGAGUGCAUGAAGUUCGAGGCGGGAGCGUUCUCCUACUACGGGGUGAUGGCUCUGAGCCCCCCGCCGGGAUCCGAGAUCCGUUCCCCGUCCCACGCCAGCGGCCUGAACCGCUCGGCGUCCCUGAGCUACCCCGAGCGCUCGGAUUCGGGAUCGUCGCCGCUCGGCGGCAGCAACAACGCGCUGAGCGGCGGCGGCGGCGCGCAGUACGUGGCCGAUUUCAGCGUCCGCGCCCUCAGCGACCUCCAGUUCGUCAAGAUCACGCGUCAGGAGUACCAGAACGGGCUGCUGGCCUCGCGCAUGGACAGCUGUCCCCAGUCCCCCGACAGCGCCGCCCCCAAAGCGGAGCCGGGGAUCCCGGAGCGGCCGGAGCCGCCGGCGCCGGCGGACGAAACCACCAGUUUGCUCAACGAGAGGAACUGCCUGAGCCGCCGGAGCAACCACAGCGGCCUGGAGAAUUCCAUCUGAGCCCGGAGAGCCGCGAGGGAGCGG